Molecule: messenger RNA, 1473 nt
Organism: Strongyloides ratti
Lineage: Eukaryota; Metazoa; Nematoda; Chromadorea; Rhabditida; Strongyloididae
Product: Cytochrome P450 18a1
Exons: 1
Coding region: 1-1473 (490 amino acids)
Molecular function (GO): oxidoreductase activity, acting on paired donors, with incorporation or reduction of molecular oxygen; monooxygenase activity; iron ion binding
Source: RefSeq, a predicted model, not a curated record
AUGAUUGGAAUAGUUAUUUUUCUAUUUAUUAUAUUUUAUUUAGUUUAUUUUUAUAAAAAUGUAAAAAAACUUCCACCAGGACCAUUACCAUUACCGGUUAUUGGAAAUUUAUUAUCAAUUGAUAGAAAAAAAGUUCAUUUAUGGAUUUAUGAGCAAAAAAAAAUUUAUGGUAAUAUAUUUACAAUAUAUAUUCCUAACCCACAGGUUGUUUUUGCUGAUAAUGAUUCAAUUAGUGAAUCUCUACAAGUAUAUGGUGACAAUUUUAUAGGAAGAAAUGUUGAUGGUAUUCCAGAUAAAUGUAUGCAUGAAAUGGUUAAUGUUGGUGUUAUUAUGUCUGAAGGUGAAGAAUGGAAAGAUCAAAGAAGGUUAUCACUACAAAUAUUAAGAAAUUUUGGCAUGAGUAAAACAAUAAUACAAGAUAAGAUUCAUUUAGUUAUUUUAGAUGUUUGGGAAUAUAUAGAUAAUAUUGAAAAUAAAGAAAAUGUGGAUAUUGGAAAAAUAAUGCAUCUAGCUAUUGGUAAUGUAAUAAAUUUAAUAUUAUUUGGUUUCAUGUACAACCAUACAGAUAAUAAAAAGUUUUAUGAAUUUACAAAUGCAGUAGAAGAAUUGGUUAAAUUUAACAGAAAAAUAGAAUUUCAAUUAUUAACAAUAUUUCCAUGGAUAAGUAAUAUUCCAAUUUUAAAACAUUUCGUAUAUAAAUGGAUAACAAAACCUCAACAUGAUUUAAGAAAAAUGACUAAUCAACAGAUAGAAAAAUGUAAAAAAGAUUUCAAUCCAGAUAGUGAACCACCAAAUUUUGUACAUGCUGUAAUGAAAGAAAUUCAAUCAAUUGAUUCAAAAUAUAAUUAUUUAAAUUCAAAUCAUCUUGAAGCAAUGGUAAUGGAUUUUUGGAUUGCUGGAAUGGAAACAACAACAACAACAUUAAAAUGGCUUAUUCUUUUGUUAAUGAAAUAUCCAGAAAUUCAGGAAAAAUUACAUAAAGAAAUUGAUGAAGCCAUUGGAAAAGACCAACUAGUACUUUUAAAUGAUAAAGUUAAAAUGCCUUAUGUGACUGCUUUUAUUGCUGAAGGUCAAAGAUACGCAAAUAUUGUUCCAUUUGUUCCAUCACAUAAAUGUACAAAAGAUACCAUAAUAAAUAAUUAUCUUAUUCCUAAAGAUACAUUAACUCAACCAUUUUUUUGGGGUGCUAAUAUGGAUGAAAAAUACUUCAAAGAUUCCUUUAUUUUUGAUCCAACAAGAUUUCUAGAUGAUGAUGGUAAAAAAUUUAAAAUGAAGUAUGAACACUUAAGUUUUGGAAUGGGAAAAAGAGUAUGUGUUGGAAAAAGUUUAGCUGAAGCUGAAUUAUUUUUAUUCUUUACAUCAUUGGUUCAAAAAUAUAAAUUUACCUAUAUUAAUGGAUUAGUUGAUUUAACAUGUGAUUUUGGUGGAGUUUUAUUACCUCGGCCAUAUACAUGUAAAAUUGAAAAAAGAUAA